GUCAACUUCCGCACUGCCUUCCCAAUCUCUAUUUUUGGAGAUUGCUGGCACUCAAUUGGUGUUCCGAGGUCACAGAGGGGGCUUGAAAUCAAAAUCCGCCAUCUAUUUCCCCUCGCAUCGCAACCACCUAUUAUCACACCCAUUGCCAGGCGCAGACAUGGAGCCAUCAACACAAGCCCUCCCCCCCGUCGACCUCAAGCCAUUGCUCGCAAGGCUCUGGCCAUUGGGCCACCCGGAGCCCGUGUCGCCAACGGAGAUCGCAGAAGCCAUUUCGUAUUUUUUCACGAACCAGGUCUCCGACGCCCAAGCCGGCGCCUUGUUGAUAUGUCUGCACUUCACCGGCCUCGACCGACAGGCCGAGGUACUGGCUAAGACAGCAGAGUGCAUGCUGAAGGCGGCAGCAAAGAUCGACCAGUCUGCCCUUCGAGCGGUCAUCGACGCGAGGCGCAGAAAGGAAGGUGAAUACCAGGGUGGACUCGUCGACAUCGUCGGAACCGGAGGCGACUCCCACAACACCUUCAACAUCAGCACGACCGCCUCCAUCAUCGCCUCCAGCCUCCUCCUGAUUGCCAAGCACGGCAACAGGGCCUCGACUUCCAAAUCCGGCUCCGCCGACCUGCUGAACUGCAUGCAGCCGCAGCCGCCCCGGAUCGACCGCGUCCGCCCCGACACCAUCGCCGAGCUCUACAGCAACACCAACUACGGUUUCCUGUUCGCGCCCGUCUUCCACCCGGGCAUGCGCUACGUGGCGCCGAUCCGCAAGGAGCUCCCCUGGCGCACCAUCUUCAACCUCGUCGGCCCCCUCGCCAACCCGACCGACCUCCGCUCGCCCGCCGACCUCCGGGACAACGCCGACCCACUCCUCGAGGCCCGCAUGAUCGGCGUGGCGCGCAAGGACAUCGGCCCCGUCUUCGCGCACGCGCUGCAGCUCGUCGGCGCCCGCAAGGCCCUCGUCGUCUGCGGCGACGAGGAGCUCGACGAGAUCAGCUGCGCCGGCGACACGCUCUGCUGGCGGAUCCGGCCCGCCGACGACGGGACCACCGUCACCGAGCACUUCCUGCUGCACCCGCGCGACUUCGGCCUGCCGACGCACCCGCUCUCCGACGUCUCCCCCGGCAAGGAGCCGCACGAGAACGCGGCGAUCCUACGGCGGAUUCUGGACGGCCAGAUGCCCGAGGACGACCCGAUCCUGCACUUCGUGCUCAUGAACGCCGCCGCGCUGUUCGUGGUCUCCGGCGUGUGCGAGGCCGACACGAGCGAUCUGGGACAUGGCGAUGACGGCGUCGUCAUCAAGGAGCGUGGCCCCGGAGGCGGGCGCUGGAAGGAGGGCGUACGGAGAGCGAGAUGGGCCAUCAAGAGUGGUGAGGCGGCCAGGCAGUGGGCCAAGUUUGUCCAAGUAACGAAUGGCUUCAGUGAAUGAGGUUGGCCCCCCAUGUCGGCUAGACUCAGCGCUGCAGUGUCCCGGGAAAUGAGGGUGUCUGGGCCACAGAUGGCCCUUGCGGAGUCUCGAGAACAAGUGCUCAUCAAGGAAGCAUGAAGAAAUGAGGAAAUUUCAGUCAAUUCUAUGAUAAUAAGCCACAUUCGCCCUCACGAACGACUUAUAAAAAGACUUCUUCUUUCCUCUG
This is a messenger RNA of Thermothelomyces thermophilus ATCC 42464, 1625 nucleotides long. RefSeq lists its product as uncharacterized. The transcript has 2 exons. Gene Ontology annotation, biological process: L-tryptophan biosynthetic process. Lineage: Eukaryota; Fungi; Ascomycota; Sordariomycetes; Sordariales; Chaetomiaceae. The record is from RefSeq and is a predicted model, not a curated record. Gene Ontology annotation, cellular component: cytosol. Gene Ontology annotation, molecular function: anthranilate phosphoribosyltransferase activity. Bases 158 to 1420 code for a protein of 420 amino acids.